Molecule: messenger RNA, 2427 nt
Organism: Contarinia nasturtii (swede midge)
Lineage: Eukaryota; Metazoa; Arthropoda; Insecta; Diptera; Cecidomyiidae
Gene: udt
Exons: 9
Coding region: 115-1965 (616 amino acids)
Source: RefSeq, a predicted model, not a curated record
AAGAGUCGCACCAGCAACUAAUUGUUUGUUGUUUCCAUCAUAUCAAAUUGUUUUCUUUUAAUAUUCGUUUAAUUUUACCCUCGACAUUUUAUAUAUGUUUCAAUUUAUUACAACAUGUUACCGAGAAUAGUGUUGCUAUUUCAAGUUGUAAACAUUUUUUAUGUUCAACAAGCGUACGGAGAAUGCCAUAUGCCAAUGAUAUUACGAGGUACAUGGUUCUCAUGGGAACUGGGCAAUCCAACACAGACAGUCAUUGACGACAUAUCAAUGUCGCAUCGCGGUGAAUGUGUUACAUUUUUAAAAGAUGGUGCCGACUAUACCUUUGUUUUUAAAUCAAAAGUUGAAAAUUGCUAUCAUUGUGUUAAGACGUAUCCACGAACAUUGAACGUAUUUGAAAAAAUCGAGAGUCCAUGUGUUGGACUGGAAAGCGGCGAGGAACCAACGGUUGAACGUGUAUGCCACGGCAUUAACAAUGAUCAACAAUUAAUUACGCUGUUCAAUGAAAAUUACAUUCCAAUCAAUUGUCGUUCGUCGCUCGAAGGUGUCUGGCAAUUUACAUAUCAGAAUCGUUUCCGUUUUACGGGUGAAUGUGACCAUCCCGAUGCACAAAUUCGAUCAUGUCAAACGGCCGGUACACAAUUUUUGAUAACAAAUCAAAAAUUCAAUAUCACAUACAAACAAUGCCAGGGAAUGACAGGUACAUUCAAUGGUGUCGUCGAAUACAGUUGUUUGGGUGAUUGGUUUAUUGGUAAAAAUCAUUACUUUGCUGUGGCAAACACAAAAGAAAGUCGAAAAGAUGAAAAAUAUCGUUGCUUCUUGAAGAAUCGUGAUGAUGAUCUUUACAUUGGUGUUUCAAUUACGGCUGAGUGUAACACACUGAAAACGGUUGAGAAGAGCCCGGAAAGAAUGCGAGUCACGCCAGUGAAAGCGGAAGUCGUUGAGCCCGGCUGUCGGUUGCCACAAAAUUUUAGCGGCGAUUGGGUUAAUACGGCCAAUAUUGAUGCUGAUGUUUUCAUUAAUGAAACUCACAUGAUUGAAACUUACUAUCCAGACAAAGCACGUUAUCGACGCACCAUUUAUGUUUGCAAAGAACAAAGAGAUACGCGCAUCAUGAUGGCACGGCUUACGGUUGAUGGAUGCCAAAAGGAUUAUGUAUGCUACGAUUUCGUACCGAGACAUCACAAUAUCAUUCGAUUCCGACGUGGUUUGGCUGUGAUUAAAGAUGAUUUCAGUACCGUUUGCUCGUGGGUACAGUUUCCAAAUCGAGAAGAAUGGAAAUAUGAUCUACUUUUGGCAAAAAAUCCAGUUCCUGUAAGGUGCCCUGUGGCCGGAAAAUUUAACUUUACACAAAGAGGCGAACAUCCAUUCAAAACACGUAUUCUAGGUGGUGUGACUAUUAGUCCUCGGCCAGACAUUCGUUGCAAACAAAAUAUAUCCGAUUUUUCCGUGUGUGGCACUGAUCAAAAAGAGGUCAUGAUUGAUGAAAACUACUGCUUGUCCGUGGAUCACUUGGGUCGACCAGUUGAUAUCUACCACGAUCCCGAUUAUAUUUUGCGAUGCAUUGGAUUUUUCAAAGAGAAUUUGAAAUCCUACUUAAUCACCUACGAUGAUUUGGAUCCACUUUCGAAAUAUCGAUGCUGGGUGUAUCAAAGAGCUGAUUUGAAUCGAGUGCUUAUAUCACAAGCCGUUGGUGCCUUUUGCCAUAUCAAACAAGAUGUAACAUCAUGGAAUUAUACUGAAGGAGCUGUCGUUGCCCUUGAUAUGACUGAAUAUGAAAGAGAGCGUGAUCAAUGUCCGAUGUAUUUCGAUGAUGGCUCAUAUCCUUGGUCAAAUAACGAGAAUUUCAUCAAAGUAUUCAAUUGGGAUUUUGUUCGUAGUUCCUCAACGAUUCUGUUACCGCUCACAUUGACGAUGGCAAUGUCCUUACCAGUUUUAGUUGUUCUACUAAGAAAUGUGUUGCCUUAAAUCACACCAAACAAAAUUUAGAGAUUGCUAAAUUUGAAAAAUUCAUAUUCGUCGUUCGUUAGUGGUAAAAAUUCAAAAAUUGAAAAAAUAUCGAUUUCCGUCCAUUUAAAACCAUCAAACUUACAGUAUCGCGUCGAAUAUUGUAAUGCCAUCGACUUACAUUUUACAUUAGACAUAAGAUAAGUUUUAAAUCGACAAAAUGCAAAAGUACUCCAGUUUUUUUUAAUCUGUUCACCUAAUCGUUGAACGACAUAUAGAUUGAAUCCGUCCAGUGUUCAAUGAAUGAAUCUCGUAUAUUCGUAUCCACCUCUUUUGAGGUGAAUGGUUUGAGAUAAGAUGAAUAUAGUUUUUUUUUAUACAAAUUUUGAGCAAAUAUGUAAAAGUCCAUUCCAUAAGUGUCUUAUUGAUGUUUAAAUUGUAAUUAUCAAGUAACGACAAAUAAAGAUCAAGAGUGAAAAUAAA